Molecule: messenger RNA, 2705 nt
Organism: Lepus europaeus (European hare)
Lineage: Eukaryota; Metazoa; Chordata; Mammalia; Lagomorpha; Leporidae
Gene: SYT14
Product: synaptotagmin 14
Exons: 6
Coding region: 1-2535 (844 amino acids)
Source: RefSeq, a predicted model, not a curated record
AUGGCAUUUUUCAAAAGUUUUCAGCAGAGUCUGCCCUCAGUGUCCUCCCUCGUGGACACAAUCAGCAGUGCCGUGGAAGAUCUGAGCGCCGCAGUUGGGGAAGUUGGCUGUGCUUUCAGUGACUCAGUGACUGAGCAGGUAACAAGCAUGAUAAAUGGCUUGCGCCCGGAAGAGCAGAGUUCAGCAGCAGCGGAAGCUGUAGACACUUGCACACCAAGCAAUGCUGUGUUACCAGAAGUCUACACAAAUGCUCAUAGUCAGAAAACACAAUCCACUUUAGAGCACAGAACUCUAGUAGAUUGUUCUAGUACUUCAGCUUCACAAAAACAAGAUCAAGGAAUGCAUGAAGAAGGGGUGUUUGAACGUGUUAAUGAUAGGCAACAGACUCUGUCAGGAUGUCAGGAAACAGGUGCUGCUGGUGCCACUCUGAAAGGACACAAGAGUAAUGGUGGGAUACCAGUUUUCAAGCAGAAUACAAAGGCUAGAUCUCCUUGUCAAGAACAAGAAAUUACUGGCAUAUGGAAAAAAAGUGGAUUAGGAAUCUCUAGUAAUGGUGAGAAUGAUUUAAAAGAGGUAGGAUAUCAUGGAAUAAAAGGAAAUCAGAAUACCAUGAGUAGAACAAACUCACUGUAUGAGCAAAAGCAAUACAUUGCUGCACAUAAUAAUAAAGUAGAAGAAUAUGCUAAAUCUCAGCCUGUCUCUUUGGGAAGAGACCAAGAGAAAAUGGGACAUUGGAGUAAAAAUAAACAUCCUAUUGAUUUAGAGCAUUCUGAUACUUUAAAGAAAGUUGAAAAGCACAAUAAGAAUAAAGGAUUCAAAGGGAAUGAGUGUUUGGGAAAUGAAUGUUCUCUGCAAGAUACUUUGACAAGCAGUAGACAUGUGAUACAGAAACCCAUCAUGAAGGAAAACGUACAUCCAGCACCUUCAAUCAGUUCUAAAGAGAAGUUACCGGAAAAAAUCAAAGAACAAAUAAAUCCAACGAAAUACUUCAAGCUGAAAGGAGACCUAAAACCAAAGAAAAAUGAAGCUGUUUCUGCCAAGAAGGGAACAAAGAGUAAAAAUGAAAAAUAUUGUAAUAUAAUACCAGAAAAAGAUAAUUCCUACCUGGACAAAGAUGAACAUGGUUCAUCCUCUGAAAGUGAAGAUGAAGCACUGGGUAAAUAUCAUGAGGCCUUAUCCAGAACACACAAUUCUCGACUGCCACUGGCAGAUUCUAGACAGAAGAACUAUGCUUGGGAAACAAGACAGAAAUACAGUCCUCUGUCUGCAGAAUAUGAUGGCUACAGUAGUGAAGCAUCAAUAGAUGAAGGAAACUGCAUUCAGAGAAUGAGAAGAACACCCCCACUGGAUGAAUUGCAGCCACCACCGUAUCAGGAUGACAGUGGUUCUCCCCAUCUCUCAUGUACACCCUCAGAAAUCGGAGACAGUAAAUGUGAAUUUUCCCACUGCAGCAACAGCCCGAGAUGUUCCUAUAACAAGUGCCCAAGUGAAGGAAGCACAGGUCAUGAAAUAGAAAGUUUUCAUAAUAAAGGAUAUGAAGAAGAUGUUCCAAGUGACAGCACUGCAGUCCUGAGCCCUGAAGAUCUGUCAGCUCAAGGAUCAUCUUCACAGCUUCCUAAGCCUUUUGAUCCUGAGCCAGAAGCUAAAUAUGGCACACUGGAUGUGACUUUUGACUAUGACUCACAAGAACAGAAGCUUCUGGUAACAGUGACAGCUGUCACAGACAUCCCAACAUAUAACAGGACAGGUGGCAACUCAUGGCAAGUACACCUUGUUCUUCUACCUAUAAAGAAACAGAGAGCAAAAACCAGCAUCCAGAGAGGACCAUGCCCUGUCUUCACAGAAACAUUCAAAUUUAAUCAUGUUGAAUCUGAGAUGAUUGGAAAUUAUGCAGUUCGGUUUAGACUCUAUGGUGUGCAUCGCAUGAAAAAAGAAAAGAUUGUGGGGGAAAAGAUUUUUUAUUUAACAAAAUUGAAUCUUCAAGGCAAAAUGUCAUUACCUGUGAUACUGGAACCUUCUUACAAUCAUUCUGGCUGUGACUCCCAGGUGAGUGUGUCGGAAGCGUCUUGCAGCGAGAGCGCCUCCUCCUGCCAGUCUCUGGAACACGGCUCAGUGCCCGAGAUCCUCAUCGGCCUGCUCUACAAUGCCACGACUGGAAGGUUAUCAGCAGAAGUGAUAAAAGGCAGCCACUUCAAAAACCUGGCAGCGAACAGACCACCCAAUACAUAUGUUAAGUUAACUCUGCUGAAUUCCAUGGGUCAAGAGAUGUCCAAAUGCAAGACAUCCAUCCGCAGAGGGCAGCCAAACCCAGUGUACAAGGAAACGUUUGUUUUCCAAGUGGCCCUAUUUCAGCUUUCUGAUGUGACACUCAUACUGUCCGUGUAUAACAAACGCAGCAUGAAAAGAAAAGAGAUGAUAGGCUGGAUUUCUUUAGGUCUGAACAGCUCUGGAGAAGAGGAACUCAAUCACUGGACUGAGAUGAAAGAGUCCAAAGGACAGCAAGUAUGUAGGUGGCAUGCGUUGCUAGAGUCGUGAUGAUAGUUCCCAGGAGUGGUCGCAAUCCAAGGCAGCGUUAUUUCUGAUCACAACACACCGCUUUUACCUAAUCGCCAUUAGAAGAGCUGUACUUUGAAGAGGCGUGCUCAACAUUCUACCAAAAUGCUUUAAAUUCGAUGGGAAGAACAUCUAAAACUGACAGUAAUGAA